Molecule: messenger RNA, 747 nt
Organism: Acanthocheilonema viteae
Lineage: Eukaryota; Metazoa; Nematoda; Chromadorea; Rhabditida; Onchocercidae
Source: the annotation of a GenBank genome assembly
AUGUCAGUGAAACGGAAAAAUACACGAAUUAUAACGGGCGUGAAAUCGAUCGGCAUUAAGUCGGUGGAUGAAUAUUUCAAGCAGGCUAUCGUACCGUUAGCCGUAUCAAUUGAAAUGCGUGGCGUGCUUGAAUCUGCACUGGUCAAAUGGCGAAACGAUUGUGGUAUUGGACCAGCUGGUACUAUCAGACAGGGUUUGCGACUUAUGUUAGCACGAACAAAAACUGCUGCAAUGAAUGUAUCGCCUCCGCAUGUAUCUCACAGAUCAGACGAUUCAAACGAAUUAGUGAAUAAUUCGCCAGGUUUUGCAAUAUGCAGCAACGAGAAAACUUACUCGUUACAGUAUCCGAUGAUUGUAACACGUGGUACAUUUCCCGCACAGCUACAGAAAACAUUUGAUUCAAUGUCCGAACUUUUGGAUAUUUGUGCAAAAAUAUUGGUCAAUACUGAACCAUUAUUAGCAAAGUUAGAAAUAGCAACAAAACGUAUCACUGAAUGUAACAGUGAAUUAUCGGAGCUAUGCGUCAAUGCUGGAUUACACGGUGUGAAAGCUACCCGAGCAACAGAAAAUUUUGCAUGGAAUGUUCGACUUUUAAAAACUCAUCUAACAUUAAUGCAUAAAACACAAACUGAAGCUAACAAUAUUGUCGAACAAGUAUUUGAUGUUGGUUGUACGUUGGGAGUGUUAUCUGAAAAAUCCACUGCUGAAAUGUGUGGACAUCGUUUUUCUCGUUCUUCCACCAGUUAA